CCGCGCUCUCUUCUCUCUCCUCGCGACGCCGCCGUUGGGAGCCCUGCCCUGACCCCGGGAGAGCCCCAACCCUUAUCAAACCCUAAACCAGAAAACCUACCCCCCAAAAAAAUCCGCAAAAAAUCCCAGAAAAAAUCACCACCACCCGAUCGGAGAUGGCGGCGCAGGGGCAGCAGGCGGCGGCAGCGGCGGCUGGAUCCGCGUCCGAGUCCGGCGGCGGCUCCCCGGCGGCUCCGGCCGUGGCGGCGGCUGCCGGGGCGGCGUUCCCCGCGACCUCGCUGUACGUGGGCGACCUGCACGAGAGCGUGCAGGACGCGCAGCUGUUCGACGUCUUCAGCCAGGUCGGCGGUGUCGUCUCCGUCCGCGUCUGCAGGGACAUAAACUCCCGCAAGUCGCUCGGGUACGCCUACGUCAACUACAACAACCCGGCCGACGCUGCACGGGCCCUUGAACUGCUUAACUUCACUCCUAUCAAUGGAAAGCCUAUCAGGAUCAUGUAUUCUAACCGUGACCCCAGCUCGCGCAAAAGUGGCACAGGAAAUAUAUUUAUUAAGAAUCUUGAUAAAUCAAUAGACAACAAAGCUUUGUAUGACACGUUCUGUGCAUUUGGGAACAUCCUUUCAUGUAAAAUUGCUACAGACCCCUCGGGAGAAUCAAGGGGCUAUGGCUUUGUUCAGUUUGAGAGGGAUGAAUCUGCUCAGUCUGCUAUUGAUAAGCUUAAUGGAAUGCUUAUCAAUGACAAGAAAGUGUAUGUUGGACCUUUUGUUCGCAAGCAGGACCGUGAAAAUGUCUCCAGCAAUGUCAAGUUCAGCAAUGUUUAUGUGAAGAAUCUGUCUGAGACUGUAACUGAUGAUGAGUUGAAGGAGAUGUUUGGAAAAUAUGGAACCAUAACUAGUGCUGUUGUUAUGAGGGACACUGAUGGAAAAUCCAGGUGUUUUGGAUUUGUCAAUUUUGAAAAUGCUGAUGAUGCUGCUCAGGCUGUUCAAGAGUUGAAUGGCAAAGUAUUCAAUGAAAAGGAAUUGUAUGUUGGAAGAGCACAGAAGAAGUCAGAAAGAGAGAUGGAGUUGAAGGAGAAAUUUGAAAAGAAUAUUCAAGAAGUAACUGAGAAGUUCCAAAACACUAACUUGUAUCUGAAAAACUUAGAGGACAAUGUUGAUGAUGAGAAGUUGCGUGAACUCUUUGCUGACUAUGGCUCUAUUACUUCCUGCAAGGUUAUGCGGGAUUCAAAUGGUGUCAGCAGAGGGUCUGGAUUUGUUGCUUUCAAAUCCGCGGAUGAUGCUGCCCGCGCUCUCACUGAAAUGAAUGGUAAAAUGGUUGGAAGCAAGCCCCUUUAUGUAGCUCUUGCGCAGCGGAAAGAAGACAGGAAGGCAAAGCUACAGGCACAAUUUUCACAAAUGCGUCCUGUUGCAAUGGGACCUUCCGUUGGUCCUCGCAUGCCCAUGUUUCCACCUGGUGUUCCUGGAGUUGGUCAACAGCUGUUUUAUGGUCAGCCACCUCCAGCCUUCAUCAACCCUCAGGCUGGAUUUGCCUUCCAGCAACCUUUGAUGCCUGGGAUGAGGCCUGGGGGUCCAAUGCCAAACUUUAUGAUGCCAAUGGUUCAGCAAGGGCAGCAACCACAGCGUCCUGCUGGUAGGCGUGCUGGUGCUGGUGCUGGUGGAAUGCAGCAACCCAUGCCAAUGGGGGGUCAGCAACAGAUGUUCCCUAGAGGUGGGCGUGGGUACCGCUAUCCCACUGGACGUGGAAUGCCUGAUCCUGGCAUGCAUGGUAUUGGGGCUGUGAUGCCAUCUCCAUAUGAGAUGGGUGGGAUGCCAAUUAGAGAUGCUGGCGUGUCACAACCUGUUCCAAUUGGGGCACUAGCCACUGCGCUUGCCAACGCCCCACCGGAUCAGCAGAGGCUGAUGCUUGGUGAGAACCUGUAUCCUCUAGUUGAUCAGCUGGAGCAUGAGCAGGCUGCCAAGGUGACUGGCAUGCUUUUGGAGAUGGACCAGACGGAGGUCCUGCACCUGCUGGAGUCACCAGAUGCGCUCAAGGCCAAGGUUGCUGAAGCCAUGGAGGUCCUCCGCUCCGCCCAGCAUCUCCAGCCGACCAAUGCUUCCCCCGAGCAGCAGCUGGCUAAUCUGUCCCUGAAUGACGGCGUCGUCUCCAGCUGAAUGUGUCCGAUGACUUGAUAGAUUGGAGGCUGCUGGCAAUUUUUGCUUGAUACCUAUCCUAUCUAGAGUGCAAUGACUUGGUUUGCUUGGUUUAUUGGAGUUUUAGCUUGCUCUAUAAUUAGCUGAACUAGGGUUGGUCUAGAUUUGUCAUGGAUUGGUUGUUUUGGUUGUAUGGAUAUGUUGUUUCAUCGAAGAUGUCGGGUUAUCACCAAAUUUAUUACUGUUCUUUAUUCGGCGUCGUUGUUCGUUA
This is a messenger RNA of Panicum virgatum (switchgrass), 2400 nucleotides long. Its product is annotated as polyadenylate-binding protein 2-like. The coding region runs from base 156 to 2150 and encodes 664 amino acids. Gene Ontology annotation, cellular component: ribonucleoprotein complex. The transcript has 9 exons. Lineage: Eukaryota; Viridiplantae; Streptophyta; Magnoliopsida; Poales; Poaceae. The record is from RefSeq and is a predicted model, not a curated record. Gene Ontology annotation, molecular function: RNA binding.